CUGAGAGUGCUCUCCCCUGACUGAAGUCUUCUCGAGGAGCGGCAGACGUUAAAAUAUUAUUUUUUCUAUAAUUAUGGGGAAACGGUUCUAUUGUGAUUUUUGUGAUAAAUCAUUCCCAGACAACUUGGCAAGCAAAAAGAACCACUUCAAUGGCUUUCACCAUCAACGAAUGAGAAAAGCGCAUUAUGAUGCAUUCAGAGACCCGAUGACAAUUUUAGCAGAGGAGGCAGCAAAGAGACCAUGUCUCAGUUUCUUUCAGACAGGUAACUGUAAUUUUGGGGACGGAUGCCGCUUUUCUCAUUUGACUGAAGAAAGAAAACAGCAUCUGGAAGCAGAAUGCCUUAGGAAAAAGCAUGAGAAACGAAAAGGACCAUCAGAAGGCCCUGGCAGUUCCCUUGCUGUUGGUUUCCUGGAAGACUGGUUGGCAAAAAGAUCGGAAGCACCGGAAAAGAAUCCUACCAAAAAACAUUUGUUCCCAAGCUACAGAUUACCACAGAUUUUGGAAAAUAUUCCGCAUAUUCCACCAUCUCUGUUACCUCCCACCAGAGAGGACUUUGAGAACCUGCCUCGUCUAGAGUGGGGGUAAAAAAAUCUUUUCACAGUAUUUUAGAAGUUUCUUGGUUUGUUGUUGUUGUUUUUUUUUUAAGUUCCUACAUAAAUUGAGCUUGUGGGUUAGGCUGCAAGCCACCAAAGGAAGGGUGCAGAAAAAGACUAGUUAUUUGCAUCAUCUUCCGGACUAAACCACAUAAAUUUUCAGCAAAGAAGAGAGUCACAUGCUUAUUUGAAGCUAAAAGAGUGUCUUUGUCAAAAAUGUAAAUAAGUGUAUUUCAUGUAUUUAUUAUUGUGUGUUUUACUAAUGUAACAUUUUACAGAUUGUAGGGAUUUUGUUAAUGUCUGUGCAAAGUAAGAUCCAUAGAGUUUUCAAAUUUUUUGCUGCACUUUUACUUAAAUUGCAUUGAAGCAACAAAAUACCACUUUUUCAUUGCAUCUCAGUCAUAAGUGAAUGAUAAUCAUUAGAACAAAAAUUAAUUCGUAAAAAUGGAAUAUGGUAACUGGAUCUGAGAAUUUGCAUGAGCAUUACUGCAGCAAGUGCGAUCUAUCCUGUUCAUGGUGCUGCACAUUACAAAUACCUAUCAUCAUUAUUAUUAGUGACUUCCAAGAUUUGCUUUUUUCCUAUCAGCUUUAUGAGUAUCUACAGUGUAUGCCUGCACACGUAUACAAACAAGCAAUUUGUUGCUGAGAGGAAGCUGAAAAUUAAGGAAGACCAAUAAAGAUAAUGAGAUCAGAA
This is a messenger RNA of Pomacea canaliculata, 1288 nucleotides long. RefSeq names its product zinc finger matrin-type protein 5-like. Bases 74 to 586 code for a protein of 170 amino acids. NCBI's taxonomy places the organism in Eukaryota, Metazoa, Mollusca, Gastropoda, Architaenioglossa, Ampullariidae. Gene Ontology annotation, cellular component: U12-type spliceosomal complex. Gene Ontology annotation, molecular function: zinc ion binding. The record is from RefSeq and is a predicted model, not a curated record. The transcript is spliced from 4 exons.